AUGUCGGAAACGCCUGAGCCAACCCGCCAAGCCGCGGCUGCUCCCGAGGCCCCAGCGGCUACUGGAGGGUCUCCAGCUCCUGCGGCUGAGGCUGUUCCAAUGGCUGCCACUACCGAGUCAGCAGCCUCUCCACCCGCUGCCACGUCGGGUCCUAUUCUUGACCCGCAGCAUUGGGCACAGGUCAAUGAGGAACAAGCACAGGCUGAGGCUGAGGGCGCGGGUGACGACAACGCAGAUGCUGACUCAACCCUUGACCCUGAUAACGCCUCAUCAACUGCUUCCAUCACCUCUAGCAUUCUGGAAUACAGAACCAUUCAUGGCCGCACCUAUCACAGUGAGCAGGGCAAUGCUCAAUAUUGGGCCUCCAAUGACGAGCAGCAAAAUGAUUUGAUGGAUCUCACCCACCAUAUUCUGACCCUUGGUCUUGGAGAUAAACUACACUUGGCUCCUCUCAAAGAAGAUAAACUUCAUCAAGCUAUUGACAUCGGCACUGGUACCGGUAUCUGGGCUAUCGAUUUCGCCGACCAAUAUCCUGGCGCUGAAAUUAUCGGAACGGACCUUUCUCCCAUCCAGCCCUCUUGGGUUCCCCCUAAUGUUCAAUUUGAGAUCGAAGAUUGUACCCGCGAAUGGACCUUCAAGUCCGACUUCGCCGAUUACAUUCACGUGAGAUGGCUGAUGGGCAGUGUUCGAGACUGGGACGCCUUCUUCUCCGAAGCCUACAGAGUCUGCAAACCGGGCGCCUGGAUUGAAAGCCAUGAAGCUUCCUGCAACGUAAGCAGCGACGAUGGCACUGUUGCACCUAAUUCUGCUAUGGGUCACUGGGGUGAAUUCUUCAAGGAGGGCGGUAAAAAGAUCGGUACGAGCUUCAGUGUCGUUGAGGAUGGCACUCAACGCAAGGCUAUGGAAAAGGCCGGUUUCAUCAACAUCCAAGAAUUCGACUUCAGAAACCCUGUUGGAACUUGGCCCACGGACCCCGUUGAGAAGCGCAUGGGUGCUUACUCCAAAUAUGGUCUUGAGACAGAUAGCGAGGGCUUUAUUCUGUUUAUGGCGCAUACACUUGGAUGGACGAGAGAUGAGAUCCUUGUUUACGUUGCCCAGUUCCGAAGAGAGAUUCGCUCUGGGAAGCAUCACGGAUACUUUGCUCAGAAGGUUGUUUGGGGACAGAAGCCCGAAACUACAGCUGCUUAA
Molecule: messenger RNA, 1188 nt
Organism: Fusarium mangiferae
Lineage: Eukaryota; Fungi; Ascomycota; Sordariomycetes; Hypocreales; Nectriaceae
Exons: 8
Coding region: 1-1188 (395 amino acids)
Molecular function (GO): methyltransferase activity
Source: RefSeq, a predicted model, not a curated record